This is a messenger RNA of Eutrema salsugineum, 1834 nucleotides long. RefSeq lists its product as uncharacterized. The record is from RefSeq and is a predicted model, not a curated record. The transcript is spliced from 5 exons. Gene Ontology annotation, molecular function: protein binding. Lineage: Eukaryota; Viridiplantae; Streptophyta; Magnoliopsida; Brassicales; Brassicaceae. Gene Ontology annotation, cellular component: P-body. The coding region runs from base 464 to 1753 and encodes 429 amino acids. Gene Ontology annotation, biological process: deadenylation-independent decapping of nuclear-transcribed mRNA.
GCGAAAAAGCUUCACCUUUUUGACCUUUUUACUCGUCUCGUCUCUUUGUACCAUAGCCGUCGCAAAAGCCCUAAUUCGAUCUUGAAUCCUGGAAAUCAAGGAUGGAACGACACAGCUAUAUGCCUCCGGAACCGUCACCACCUCCGAAACCCUAUAAAAUCCUCAACUCCCUACAACAAUCCCCUAGCAGGUGUUAUGAUGUGGAUCGCACCUCUGCGGAAUGCUCUGUGGAUAGUAUAAAAGCGCCGCUUUUCAAGAGUACUGUGAUUGCCAACAUUGAGCGGCAUUUGGAGAGUACUGUGAAUGCCAACAUCGAGAACCAAGAGAUCAUAUCAGGUCGACAGAUAGCCCUAAACGACGUCUACAUAUGCUACGGAGUAGGUGGAGGAGGGGAUAUUGUGAUUCGAAAUAGAAACAAUGUUUGGUUUCUUUGCUCAAAGGCCAUUCACAGAGAGUUACGGACAUGGCAUUCUUUUCCGAGAAAGUUCACCGGUUGGCUAGCACUUCUUCACAUGGAGAGGUCAUUGUAUGGGACAUCACUGAAGGGGGCUCUAGCUCGGGUUUUAAUGGCAUCAUCUCUAAGAAAGUCCUAAAUCUCUGUAUACUACUCCCACAUACGGAAAAUCGAAUCAAUCUUUCUGGAAAACGACGUAUUUGCUGGCACUGCAAUAAUAAGGACAUUUUGGUGGUUUUAGUUGAUUAUUAUAUCCUGCAAAUCGACAUUACCAAAUUUGGGGGAAAUGGAGCUGAGACACGUCUCGAAUGCAACCUCAGUGUGCCUAGCGACGUUGUUCAGAUUGUGGGUAGACACGAUGGACUAUAUACCGACUUGACUAUGUGUGAGUUAAGUACCAAUAAAGCCCUGAUGAUUUCUUCCAUUGUCAACGGAUAUAUUUCUAUAUGGAGAGAUGAUAUGUCAAAAAGGGUGCCAAAAGAAGUUUCUUCAUUCCUCGCUGAUGAGGGCGGUGUAUGGACUGUUUCCUUUGUGAAAUUUAAAGACCGACCAGCACACAGCGUAAUCCUCACCGGAGAUUCUCUGAAUCAUAAAAUUAAGGUCUUCAUCACAAAUAAUGCUACCGGCUGGCUCCUUCCUAACCUAGAGAACUGGUCGUGCGUCCAAACAGUUACCCUUAAUGAUCCAUAUGUUGAUCUUUUCUGUCUCGAUGCUGAAUCAGUGAGGCAAUACACAUUACUCAGAUAUAACAUUCCGCCAAGACAUGUGAUACUGGCCUCUGCAUCGGAUCCUGCAACAGAGCACAUGAAAUCUUCAAGGAAAGAUGUUCUCAAGUCCCGUGGAGAAGAGCAGCUCAAUGUAACAUUGACCCCUGCAACGGAUGCUAUUGGGGAUACUAUUCGUGAUGCUAUUUGGCAUGGUUUUCGGGAUGCCGUGGAGUUUAAAAUAAUACAAAGUUUUGAGAAGAUAUGGCAAUCCAUCUUCAAGCAAUUGCAUUCCAUGCUUUCCAAGGGGAUUGCAAAGCAUAUGGAAGCUUUAAGGAAAGAUCUGCAUCCCAAAUCAGGAAAGGGGGAACAAAAGGCAGUUCAAGACCAUAACGCCAUCCUGAACCAGAAUGAGGAUCCCUCUAAAGACUCCUCUGAUUCUAAUGAAGAGACAAUGAACGAGCUGAUGCGAAUCCACAAGAGAUUUAAAGAUCAUAUUGAGAAUGGACCCAAGGACGAUACUGCUGAGCUGAUCACUAUGGAGAAGACAGUGAGAUCUCUAUGUCAUGAUUUUUUGGAUUUUUGUUUAGAUUAGAGAAAUAAUUAGACUCUAUAUAAGACGCUUGAUUAGUCCGUUUAAAUCUUUGUGAUAUUUUCAGUUUCUUUAAGGUUAAUU